UUAGCGCUUAGUUCUGCGGGCUCUGCUGCUGGUACGAUGUUGCUGCGGGGAAUUGUCCGGAGAACUCGACUCGUGGAGCAGCCGUAGCUCUGUGAGCGCACACUGCCGGGUGGGGCCGACACUUCCCGGGGAUGCGGCUCGGAGGUUAAAGAUGCGCGGCCUUUGAAGGAAGCCUCUCCGAGGAAGGAGACGAGGUGGUGGGUCGCGACCUAGCCUAAAGAGAUGGAGGACGGGCGAAAUGAUAAGGACAAUCAAGCCCAUGUCCUGUUUGACCGAUUUGUCCAGGCCUCAACCUGCAAGGGGACCUUGAAGAGCUUCCAGGAAUUAUGUGACUACUUGGAGCUGAAGCCACGGGACUACCGCUCCUUCUACCAUAAACUCAAAUCCAAACUCCACUAUUGGAAAGCCAAAGCCUUGUGGUCGAAAUUGGACAAGAGGGGAAGUCACAAGGAUUACAAAAAGGGCAAAGCCUGUAGCAACACCAAGUGUCUAAUAAUUGGCGCGGGACCCUGCGGACUGCGCACUGCAAUAGAACUAAGCUUCCUCGGGGCCAAGGUAGUGGUGGUGGAAAAGAGAGAUGCCUUCUCCAGGAACAACGUCUUGCACUUGUGGCCGUUCACCAUCCAUGACUUGCGAAGUCUCGGCGCCAAAAAAUUCCAUGGGAAAUUCUGUGCUGGAGCAAUUGAUCACAUCAGUAUUCGCCAACUACAGCUUAUCCUUCUGAAGGUCUCCCUCAUCCUUGGGAUUGAGAUCCACGUCAACGUUGAGUUCCAGGGAUUAAUCGAGCCUCCUGAAGAUCAGGAAAACCAGCGCAUCGGUUGGAGAGCAAAGGUUCACCCCAAAGGUCAUCCUGUAUCGGAGUAUGACUUUGAUGUCAUUGUCGGUGCAGAUGGUCGGAGGAAUACGCUGUCUGGUUUCCGAAGGAAAGAGUUUCGCGGCAAGUUGGCCAUCGCCAUCACAGCCAAUUUUAUUAACCGAAACACAACGGCAGAGGCCAAGGUCGAGGAGAUCAGCGGCGUUGCCUUUAUCUUCAACCAGAAGUUUUUCCAAGAUCUUCGAGAGGCAACAGGGAUCGAUCUAGAGAACAUUGUCUACUACAAGGAUGACACCCACUACUUUGUCAUGACUGCCAAGAAGCAGAGUCUGCUCGAGAAAGGGGUCAUCUUACAGGAUUAUGCAGACACUGAGAUGUUACUGUCACGUGCCAAUGUGGAUCAGGAGGCACUGCAGAACUAUGCCACGGAGGCUGCACGGUUUUCAACCCACCAGCAGCUACCCACAAUGGAUUUUGCCAUCAAUCAUUAUGGGCAGCCAGACGUAGCCAUGUUUGACUUUACCUGCAUGUAUGCAACUGAAAAUGCUGGUUUGGUGCGAGAAAGAAAUGGCCACCAGCUGCUGGUAGCUCUGGUCGGUGACAGUCUACUGGAGCCUUUCUGGCCUAUGGGAACCGGCAUAGCACGAGGCUUCCUUGCUGCUAUGGACUCUGCUUGGAUGGUACGCAGUUGGGCUCAUGGAGCAAGCCCUUUAGAAGUUCUGUCUGAGAGAGAGAGUAUUUACAGGUUACUUCCUCAGACAACACCAGAAAAUGUGAACAAAAACUUCAGUCAUUACAGUAUAGACCCCACAACUCGUUACCCCAAUGUCAACUUACAGUUCCUGCGACCAAGCCAGGUCCGGCAUUUGUACUAUACGGGAGAAAUGAAGGAUGCCAAUCUGGAGAUUGGCAAUCUGGUAAAUGCCCAAAGAACGCCCAAACUAGGCAGAAAUGAGUCUGUGGCACGCACCAGUAAGUUGCUGAGCUGGUGUCAGAAGCAGACAGAAGGCUACACAGCAGUCAGCGUUACUGACCUCACCAUGUCCUGGAAAAGUGGCCUUGCCUUAUGUGCCAUUAUCCACCGGUAUCGUCCGGAGCUAAUAGACUUUGGCUCCCUGGAUGAACGAAAUGUAGAAAAAAACAAUCAGUUAGCGUUUGACAUCGCUGAGCGGGAGCUGGGAAUCUCCCCUAUAAUGACUGGAAAAGAGAUGGCGUCCGUCGGGGAGCCCGAUAAGUUAUCCAUGGUGGUGUAUCUCAGCCAGUUCUACGAGAUGUUUAAAGAGACCGCCAACUCUGAAAAUGCGGAUCAGAACCUUGAUGAGAAAUCCGCCCUGCUGGCCAGCACUAAAUCGCCCAUCUCUUUCCUGAGCAAACUGGGACAGACAAUCUCUCGGAAACGUACCCCCAAGGACAAGAAAGAAAAAGACGUGGACAGCUCAGGCAAGAGACGGAAGACCAGCCAAUCAGAAGAUGAGGAAGGCUCCCGAUCUGUGAGGGAGGAGAGACCCUCAUUAGUCAGUGCUCUAACUGAUAGGCGAAUUGAUGCUGCUGUUGGAAACCAAAAUAAGGUGAAAUCGAUGGCAACUCAGCUUUUGGCCAAAUUUGAGGAGAACGCACCUGCUCCUAACACUGGACUGCGGAAACAGAAACCCAUCCUACCCUAUCAGCAGCGUUUACUAGAACAGGCUGCCCUCAGGCAGACUGAGCCCAAGUGGAAACAGCCCAGGACUAAUGACCUUCCCCGGACCUGUCCUAAAAAGGUCAUCAGGCUGUAUACGGGGUCAUGGCCUCGCUCAUACCUGCAGAGCAGCUCGGUGCCGUCCAGUUUCCUUGGCGAGAGGUGUUCCAGCCUAGAGAGGCUCGACUCUGAGCCCACUCGCCGAUCCCCAAUAGACUACUGGCAGAAUUCACUCACCCUGCGCUCGUCUGAACGCCCCGCCUCCCCUUCAUGCGAUGAUAUCCGUCAGAAAUACAUUAAGAUAUAUACAGGUGGAGUGAGCUCAUUGGCUGAACAGAUAGCCAAUCAGCUUCAAAAGAAGGAGACCCCAAAGCCUCUGUUUGGGAAAAAAGUGGGGUCCUUCAGGAAGGAGUUCCCUCAGAAUCUCGGCGGGAGUGAUGUCUGUUACUUCUGCCGCAGGAGAGUUUACGUUAUGGAGCGUCUGAGCGCAGAGGGGAAAUUCUUCCAUCGAAGCUGCUUCAAAUGUGACUACUGCAAUACCACCCUGCGUCUGUCCUGCUAUGCUUACGAUCUGGAGGAUGGAAAAUUUUAUUGCAAACCUCACUACUGUUACAGACGUUCCGGCUAUAGCCAGCGGAAGAGAGCGGCCGCUCCUGCGCAGGUCAGCAAGGAGCUUAAAGGACCCGCAAAGGACACGCCCGAUGCUGAAGAACCUGGACGAGCCCCCACAUUACCCCUUGCUGCUGCAGAGAAGACCCCAGGUCCUAGCAUGAAUGGUGUUGAGGACCACACUGUAGCCAAGAGAUUACGAGCCACUCCAGAGCGUAUUGAGCUGGAGAACUAUCGAGUGUACAUGCAAAAAGAAGAGCUGGAAGAAGUUCCAGAAGAGACACUGGCGGAACACAAUCUGAGCAGUCUACUGGAUAAAGGUGAAGAGGACGAGGAGGAGGCCGCCAGCAGUAGCUCAGAGUCUGAGAUGGAUGAAGAUGAAGAGGAGGAGCAAGAGGAAGGUGAAGAACCUGCACCUUCCUCUGAUCUUGGUGGUGUGCCAUGGAAUGAGGCAGUGAAGAUUCAUGCAAAACUGAAGGGACGGAGUGCAGAUGAAAUGGAAAACUACCAAUCUGUGGAGCCGGGUGUCAGUGAGGAUGAAGAGGAAGAUGAUGACGAAGAGGAGGAAGAUGAAGAGGACGAAGCCUCUAGUGAAGAGGGUGAGUAUUGCCCCUGGGAGAGAGAAUUGCAGCAGGGUCUCUGGCUUCAGCGUAUAUCUGAUGAAGACACAGUUGGUACAUUUAAAGUUGGGAACCUUAAACUGCAACAAGCGCUAUCCCCCAUGGACCCCAUGGAGAUUAAAGCAGAUGUCCACUGGACUCAUGUCCGCAAGAUUAACGAAGAGCAGGAAGGGGUUAACACAGAGGGGGAAGAAUUGGGCACAUCUUCUCCUUCCGAAGCGCUCCAGCUCCCUUUCCAACGCCAUGAUCCCGUAAAAGCGUGGCUGGAAGCCAUAUCUGGAGUUCCCUGCGAGGAUGAAGAGGCUGAGGCUGAGGUGCUGGGGACUGGCCUUGCAGAGGCUGAAGCAGGAGGUGAUGGGGACACAUCUGCAGAUCUUGGUGAUGAUGAUGACAUCCCAUCAGACGCUGAGGCAGAGGAGCGUCUUCAGCAAUCUCAGGGACUGAAGCUUAGACUAAAUGAGGAUGAGGGUUCAGAUGUGGUUCCAAGGGUACAGAAUGAGUCAGACAGAGGUUCCAGCCAAGUUGCAGUGACCCCUGAGCCUGCAGUCUUAUUGCCCGUCUGCAGCCCUAUAGGGGAGCGUAAGAAGGUCUCAGUUCUGUCUCCCAAGGAACUGACUUCACCAGGUGGCAGAUUCUUCCCUGAUCCUUACAUACAGCUAACUGGCAGCAAAGCAGCAACUCCAUUAGAGCCAAAAGCAUUAACCCCUGUCUUGCCAGUUUGUUCCCAGCCAGCCUCAACACAAGAACUCGUUACCCCAACAUCUCCUGUGAAACCCCCUUCAAUACCACCUCUUGUUCGUCCUCUUAGGUCACCAUUUUCUCCUAUAUGCUCUCAACCCUUACCUUCUACAGAGGUGGUCACUGUUCCCCCCACUACUAAGCCACCUGUAUGUCUGCAGCCAAGUCCAGUCAUCACUUCCACCCCCCUAGCCAAACUACCAUUUACCAGCCAUGUAGUAAGGACUGACACUUUGACCAGCCCCAAUUCAGAAGAGGCUUUGAAACGUAUUGACCUCAUAGAGGAGUUUUGGACAAAAAGCGCUGAGAUUCGACGUAGUCUUGGGUUGACGCCAUUGGAGCGAAGUAGAGCAUCUGAGGUCAGUUUUCCAUCCAUGGAUCCAUCUGUUCAGAGGACCUCAGUGUCUAAGACUACACCAGAUGAUCUGAAGUCUCCCCCACUUAAAGCUCAGCAUGCACUCAAGAAAGUGAAUCCUAAUAGACUGGACAUAGAGUUACUGUCACCACUCACUCCCAUAUCUCCAUCCGAAAAAGAACUUAAAAGCUCAGAAGGUGAAAGAAAGGACCUGUCAACUAGUUCAGGUCUCGGAUUAAAUGGCAGUAAUUCAAAUACUCGGACUGUGGGCAGUGAAAGUUUCAACACUUCUGACUCUGCUUUACUUACCCCACCUUCUAGUCCACCUCCUCCCCCACCACAAGGAGAAGAGCCUGCUACACUCCGAAGAAGUCUUGCCUCCUGGCAGAAUGGACCAGAAACUGUCCCACCAUCACUUCCCCAGACAAAGGUGAAAUCUCCCGAUGUUCCUCAACCCCCUCCAAAAUUAGAAGAAGUACGAAAGUCCUUUGUUGAGAGUGUGGAUGAGAUCCCUUUUGCUGAUGAUGUGGAAGAUACCUAUGAUGAGAGAACAGAUAACUCAAGCCUGCAGGAGAGGUUUUUUACUCCGCCAACAAGUCGGUCAAAACUCCAGAGACUUCCCUUGACUAAGGAAAAUGGAGAACUUCCAUGUUCUUUAGAAAAAGGGCACCAAAGAAAAAGACUACUUCCGCAGUUGACUCCUGAAGCUAAAGAGUUGGCUGAAGAGAGAAUAAGGGCAAGGGAGAAGUCUGUCAAAAGUGCGGCUUUGAGAGAUGCCAUGGCACAACAGCUUAACAAAAUGAAACAGCUUGAAACUGUGCAGGCAUCUAAUAGAGGAUCAGGUUUGUCUUCCACCAAACUAGCUACUUAUCUCCCUUCAGAGUCCAGAGCUCUACCAGAGGCGCCUACUCUCAGACUAGAGACUUCAGAUGAACUCUUUCUAUCGCCUCAACCAGCUGAGGGUUCGGUCACCUCCUCAGAAGGUUCAGGUGGUGGAAAACCCAAGAAAAGGCCUUCAUUGUUCUCCCCGAGGAAAAAGGAAAAAAAGUCAAAAGGGGAGCUGAGCCGAUUGUCUGAUAAACCAGACGAUGGCACCAAACCCAAAUCACUGUGGAAGUCUGUCUUUUCUGGUUAUAAGAAGGAGAAGAAAAAGAAGUCUGCAGAUGAUAAGUCUAUUCCGAGCACUCCUUCUAGCACCAACACUGUGGACUCUGGGAAAGUCAAAGUGUCUAAUGUGGUCCAUGGACAAGAACUUCCUCUCAGACGUCACUUGAGUUUCUCUGAGGAUUCUGAUCUUUCCAGUGAUGACGUCUUAGAAAAGUCCUCACAGAAGUCCAAGCGUGAUUCGGUCUAUGUUCCCCAUGCUCUGGCGUUCAGACGAUCGUACUCAUCAAAGAAAACCUACACGGAUGAGGAGCUGAACGCUAAACUCACCAAGAGGGUGCAAAAAGCUGCCCGGAGGCAAGCUAAACAGGAGGAGCUUAAAAGGCUGCAUCGGGCUCAGAUUAUUCAGCGGCAGCUGGAACAAGUGGAAGAAAAGCAGCGGCAGCUGGAGGAGCGGGGCGUAGCUGUGGAGAAAGCGCUGCGCGGAGAAGCUGACUAUUGGGGAGAGUCUUAUUACAGUGACCUCAUCGAUUUGCACCUGGGUGUUGAUCCCAUUGUGGGGACUCCACGCCGCAGACCUAUCUCCUUCUGUCCCUGCUGUGUCCACGAAGGAAUGGGCAAGAAAGAUGACCCAAAACUGAUGCAGGAGUGGUUCCGUCUAGUGCAGGAGAAGAAUGCACUGGUCCGAUACGAGUCUGAAUUGAUGAUAUUCGCCCGGGAGCUGGAGCUAGAGGAUAGGCAGAGUCGACUACAGCAGGAGCUGCGGGAGAGAAUGGCUGUGGAGGACCAGCUGAAAAGCGAGCAGGAGCUCUCAGAUGAGAAAAGGAUCCUGAACGAGAUGCUGGAUGUGGUGGAGCAGCGAGACGCGCUGGUGGCACUGCUGGAGGAGCAGAGACUGCGUGAGAAGGAGGAGGACAAGGACUUGGAGGAAGUGAUGUUAUCUAAAGGCUACAACAUGAACUGGUCCUGAGGUUCCUCUUCCUCCUGAGAUGUUGGUGACCCCCUCCUUAUGAGGGGGGGUAUGUCUUAAACGUGGGGGUCAGCACAGAGCUGCCUUGAUGAGGUCCUUCCCAUGGAGAUGUUACAUGAACCCAUUAACCCUUGCACAGCACUUUAGAGUGCAUUGCUGCAGAUAACAGAGGCAAAGUUUCCCGUCGUUGUGAGGGACUUUUUAUUUCCUAUACAGUACACCACUGAGAAGAAUUUCAGAGCUGCAGUUUCUAUUCAGGUUUACAAAGUGGCGCCAAGCAUGGACUCCGUGUUACUUUCGUCCCAGACAGUGGACAAUGGAGAAGUGAUUGUUCACUUGCAGUUGGGGUAUUUGGCCACUAGGUGGCUCCUCAGUUAUGUUUUCUGGCUCAGUCGUCCUCUUCAUAGAAGAUUUUAAAGGAACAUUGUGUGUUCUAGUGUUUUAUUAUGAGAUUGAGUACAGGUGGGUGUCAGCAAGUACGUGAUGCAUCCAUGACUGCGUUUAAUGGGCCAGCACUGAAACCCUCUCCCCAAAGUACUUCUGUUCUCACAAACAGAUUACCGAUUGUAUCAAUGUGUGAAUGAAGAUAGGAUGUUUCGCUGUUUUUAAUCAUAGUCUUCUUUUCACCUUGGAAGAAGCGAGCAGGGCGAAAUCAAGAUAGUCUACUCCACAAGACCCACUUGAGUUCUCUUAAAGGUUCUUCGUUCUUCCAUCACAGUGCCGCACUGGGCAGCCAUUUUUUAUUUGUGUAGUUGGGAUAAAUGUCGGGGUAAUACCUGCACUGUGAGAAAUGUUCCUUUAUUAUUUCAACCUCCAAAGAUAAUUUUAAAAAUAAUUUUUAUUCCCCUCAACAUAUUGGGGGAUUCUAAUGCCCAUUACAGCAAGUCUCAUGUCUACAGAGUUGGGUUAGUUGCCCACAGCAACAAAUUCAUUUUCUUAUUCUUAAAGGGGUUGUCCAGCCAGAUAAAAAGUAGGUUUGAUGUGUUUGAAAUUUAAUAUAUUGCCAGUACGAUUGGUGCCCCACUGUCCAGCUGCCCUUGAGGGUUGGUUUGGACUCUGCACUGAGCCACACAACUAGCCCCCUUCAAGUGCGUCACUUGUCACAUGCCUACACUGAGAGAGGGGGUGAAAGAGUUCACUUUCUCUGUCGGUACCGACCACAAAAUGCAGCUGGACCGGUGCCAGUACCGGCACAUUGUGGCCGCUAGCAUACUGAAAGUAUAUUAGAAAAAGUUAACCAAUUUAAAAUGCAUCAAAACAACAUUUUACUUGGCUGAACAACCCCUUUUAAGUACAGGUCAGCAAACGAAAGUUGAUAUAAUUAGUUGCUGCAGGCAACUCCUGCUUUUUGUCUGCUAUCUAUUUUAUACAUGCAAGUCUAUUUCAUCCAAUAAUAAUUGUCGUUCCUCUGUACAUCACAGUAUCAAGGUUUCCUAUUGGUCUAAAUCUGUCAAAAAAUAUUCGGAACCAAGAGCAAUACGGCUGAAGAUCACAGGUCUAAUCAGUCUCGUUCUUAAAGGAGUGGAUAUUGUUUUUUGUUUUUCUACAGUUACCGAUACGCCUGCUGCAUUGUAUGAUACAAUUGAAUGUCUUCACCUUUCUGAGGCCUCAACACCUAUAUAUUUUAUGUUACAUAGCAAAUAUUAAUUGUGCUGCGGACAUGUGUCCAGGUGACCUGCUGCCAUUGUACCAUGUACUAGUAGUUUCCGUGUUUUCAGGUGCAAUGAACGCCAUCACAACGCUUUCAAACAAUACAAUAACUAUAUAGAUAUACAGGGCGAGUCAGAAAUCAGGAACAUCACCUGCUUUCAAUUAAAUGUAAAGGAUCGGUUCAAAAUGGCGUAUGUAGCCUAUAUCAUAUGUAAUAUCAUAAUGGUAAUAAUGAGAUCUGACAUUAACCCCUUUCCACCCUGCCACAUACAAUGAAUUUAAGGCAGCUCUGCAUUUUAUGAGUGAGCCACUGUAAUAGUACAUCACAGUGGCAACGGCAUGGUAGCUGUGCCCAUGCUAUCACUUGGGGUUUCUGGGUGUAUCAUAUAGAGGACAUCCUUCUCUAACAGCCAGGAUCAGAACGAACUCUGAUCCCACCAAUUAACCCAUUAGAUGUCACAUUCAGUGCUCUCCUCAGCAUCUGCAUAUCACAACAGUGGUGGUUUGCCAUCGCGGCCAGGACCUUACCCAGGUCUGCCAUUUAUCUGCGCCUAUUAAGCCGUGCCAGAGGCAUAAUCCACUGCGAUACAGAAGUAUUGCAUGAUCAAAGCCCCAAAAAUUGUAAAAAGAUUUAUAAAAGUACUUUAUUAUGGAAAGAAGAUAAAAAAAAAAAAUGCACAUAUCUAGAAGUGCAGCAUCAGUAAGGACCAAAGGUAUGAAAUUAUGAAGCAAUUAAUCCCAUACAGAAAAAAAACACAAUCACCACAACCAAUGUUUGGUUUCACACCGACUAAAAACAGUUUAAAGAGUGAUCAAAAAGAUGUAUGUACCCCAAAAUAAGCCCUCAUACAACCAUGUCCACAAAAAGUAAAGCUAAGGCCGUUUCAAAUUAGACCACAUCAAUAAAGAGUUAACGUAGAAGCCAUCCUAUUUCAUGAGACAAUAUCUGUGACGUCCAAGAACUCAGACAAAGCUAUAGAGCACCCACAAAACGCUCUAACUGAAGGGCCAUACAGAUCAAUGAUUUGAGUCGUCUGGGUGAUCUGUAUCUCUGAGUUGCUCUUGGAUACAGGAACGGACUUUACCACCAUGCAAACCAAGCAAAUGCUUAGAGCCACAUAAUUCAGGGGGCUCACCAGUGUCCACAAGCAGUUGGCCGAAAUAAAAACCUCUAAACCAGGGAUGGACAAUACAGUCUGUGCAGCCAGUUGCUGGUUCAGCUGCACAGGGGCCCAGAGGGGAAGGAGGCUCUUCCUAGCUGUAGAUCUGUAGUACAGAAGUGCCCAGGCUCUACUGCUAAGCUGAGUGUGGCUUACCAGUGCCCUAGAGGAGAAGCCCAGUCUGCCUCCGAUCAGAUUUGAUGUUGCACUUUUGUUGUGCGACACGACACAGUGUAGCCUCAGCGUCUUACAGUAAGUUGACUGCUUCUUGACUCACCCUGUCAUUCUAUUCACUGCACUGUAGAAAUCACACCUAUUAUUAUUGAGCACUCUAUAUGGAGGAUAUGAUUCCUAGUACUCUGCAGACAUUAUUAAGUACUGCUAAGAUGGUGGUCAUUGUAUGGGAAUGGCUCAAAUCCUCUUCCUGCUGCAGUGUCCUCCUCACCCAGCUAGGUUCUCACUUCAGCCGAGUAUUAGGAUACAAGCACACAGAGCGUUCGUUAUGUGGCCGCAGUGCAGUCGCGUACCGUGUGGCCGCACAGGCUUCAGCUGGUCCUAUUUAAUCUAUUGAGGACCAUACUGUUUAGCCUGUAUUGUUAACGGCUGUGCAGACUGACUUAGGCUAGGUUCACACUGAGUUUUUCCAGACAAGGAUUUGGUGUGGAUUUCACUCCACAAAUGCUUGCAGAACUUCCCUAUUACUUUCAAUGGGGUGUCUGCAUGCUAAACCAUACAGUGCUGUUUUUUUCUACAUGCGGUUUUAGAAACCACUCCAUGGAAAAAAAUAGUGCCCUGUCCAUUCUUGAUGCUAAAUCUGCAUCCGGAAUUCCAUAGAAAAUGGCUAGAAAUAAAAAUCCUGUCCAAAACUGCACAGCAAAAUGGCAUGGAAAAAAAAAAAUCUGAUUCAAGUUUUGCAUCCGUUUUUUUUUUUCCGCUUACAAAAUACUCUGUGUAAACCUAACCUUAAGAGUGCCUACAGACAUGGCAGAUUUUGUUGCAAAAAAUCACUUCUAUUCAUCUGGAUUGGGUUGUUUUUGCAAGAAGCGCAUGGAUUUCUGCAGGCCCUGUUCAGAUGAGUGGAACUGAUUUCCAGUCUCAUAAGUUUCUGCAACAAAAUCUGCUGCAUGUGAUAGCGUCCUAUACAGUGCAGUUCUCAUUAGUUCAAUUAGGGGCCGCUGUGGACUGUAGGGCUGUACGGUAUGUCAUUGCAGCGCAAAUGCAUUGCAACAGAGAUACAAGCACGCCGUGUGCUCAAGAGUGGAUCCGCAAUUUGCACUUAACGUCUCAUGCACACAAAUGUAUGUUUUUUUCCGUAUCCGUUGGAUUCUUUUGCAGCCUGUAUGCGGAACCAUUCACUUCAAUGGGGCCACAAAAAAAGGAAAUUACUUUGUAUUCCUCGUCCCCAUGGCCAUUCCAAAAAAAUACAUGUCGUAUUAUUGUCCGUAUACCGGACAAGGAUAGGACUGUUCUUUUAGGGGCUGGCUGUUCCGUUCUACAAAAUGCGGAACGCACGCGGCCGGUAUCCAUGUUUUGCGGACUGCAAACCAUCCAACGGUUGUAUGCAUGAGCCCUAAGUCUUGAUUUGCCCAUCAUGUUAUGAGUCUGAGAAUCCUGCAGCUCCAUUCUAUACUCUGUAUGUGGUGGUUAUACGGAAGGUUGAUGGAUGAUUUAUUUUGACGUUUUCCUGCUGUAUGUUGUGUGUCGUCAUAACACAUACAGAAGCCAUGACACCUGCUGCUCUGCACAACCCUUGACCGACCAGAGGGUUCUAUUUGCAAUGGUCUCUUCUGCUUCUUGUAGUGGGGGUGCAAAGUCCCCCAUCCUGAUAGUAACCCAUCUGGGCACAUGGUCACUUGUUGGUGGUGACCCCCUGCCUCAGUGCCCGGUAGGGCGAUAUCAGGCUGUUUCGUACCACAGUCACUGGUUGUGGUUGCCUCACCCUGAGAAUUUGCGCAGACACUGUUAUCACUUUGAUUUCUUUGUUGUGUUUUUUUGUCAAUUAACUUAUUUUUUAAUACUUGAAAGAAAAGUUUUGCUGUUUUAUAUAUAAAGGUUAAGAAGUGAAA
Messenger RNA from Bufo gargarizans (Asiatic toad), 11764 nucleotides. It is a transcript of the gene MICAL3, whose product is annotated as microtubule associated monooxygenase, calponin and LIM domain containing 3. The transcript is spliced from 42 exons. Gene Ontology annotation, molecular function: protein binding; FAD binding. Lineage: Eukaryota; Metazoa; Chordata; Amphibia; Anura; Bufonidae. The coding region runs from base 223 to 6888 and encodes 2221 amino acids. The record is from RefSeq and is a predicted model, not a curated record.